AUGAUGCCCAAGUGCUUGUUAAUUUUGCUGGUAGUUUUGGUGUUCCGUGCUGUAACUGGUUUGAAACUUCCCACUAAUACAUCUGCAGUCGAACCUGGAUAUGAAUGCUUUAACCAAACAAGCUGUACAACUUUGGAGAAUUCGUUCUGUUCUGAUGAUAAAAAAUGUACUUGUGAAAAAGGUUAUGUUCCAUGGAACGAGCGCUGUGUUCCGGCGAUUGGAACAAAGUGCGAUUAUGAAGACUGCAAGCUUAAUAAUACAAUAUGUGAAGAUGGAACUUGUCAAUGUGUUUAUGAUUUUGUUGCUUUGUCAGACGUUGAGUGUGUGAGAGUUUCAGAACAUGGAGAAAAAUGCGAGGAUGACAUUCAGUGCAGCUGCAAGAACUUCGAUACCUGCGACAUUGAGGAACCGUACACAGACGUGUUCUGCGCAGAAAAAAAAUGUUCUUGCCACGAAAAUUACCAUUACGUACCUGGCAAAUACAUCUGCGUUAAAAGUGCCCAAAAAAUAGGUGACAACUGUACAGUCACUGACAAUUGUCUCCCCAUCAAGAACACUGAGUGCAUUGACGACCAAUGUUCCUGUCCUGAAAAAAAUUUCGUGGAACAAGAUCAGUGCUUUGGCGGCAUAGGCGCUACCUGUGACAUCUUUGGUGAAGAUUGCAAGGUCAACAACUCGCGUUGCGGAUUUUCGGGAUGCGAAUGCUUCGACGAAUUCGUGGAACUCUCCGUAAAGGAAUGUGUUCCAAUCAAGAAACGAGGCGAGGAUUGUCUUAUAGACGAACAAUGUUCCUGUGAGAAAAAUGGAAAAUGUUACUUGAGUGAAACAUACAAAAAUCUCAUCUGUUCCAAAACAAACAACGUAUGUAGUUGUUCCGAAGGGUUCCAUUAUAUUCCGGAACAAGAUUCUUGUGUUCAUAGCGCAGCAGCAAUUGAUGAUUCAUGCACGCACAAUUACAAUUGUUUGCUUCUAAGCAACACGCACUGCAAACAAAGCAAAUGUCAAUGCAUCGAAAAUUAUUUUAAUUAUAAAGGGCAAUGCAGACAAGGCUUGAACUCGCCCUGUGUCGAGAACAGUCAUUGUUCCGCGGUUCUUUACUCUCAGUGCAUUAAUAAUGAGUGUCAAUGCAACGAUAACUAUGUUCCAAUAUCAACCGGAAUUUGCGCAGCAAUUGCUAGCUAUAAGGAACCGUGUCAGUUCCAGGAACAGUGUCGUAACAAUAGAACUUUGAUGGUUCCUUACGAAGAACUUGUUUGUAAUGGAACUUGCUCAUGUUCCAACGGUUUUCAUUAUGUAGAUGACAAAAAAGCGUGUGUAAAAAGUUCGACAGCCGUCGGAGGGAACUGUUCGUUGAACGACCACUGUGGACGACUUACGAACACUUUUUGUUGGGAGAAUAAAUGUUCUUGUUUAGAAUAUCAUUACCAGCGAGAGGAACAAUGUGUUCGAGGAAUCGGAGCCCGCUGUUCCGGGAACUGUGAGGCGACAAACUCGAUUUGCGGAUCAACUGGGCGGUGCAUCUGCUCUCCUGGACACAUAUUUGCUACUGAGGAUCGGUGUGUUCCAAUAAUUGAGCUUGGAGGGAAUUGUGAGAUGGAUGAUCAGUGUUCUUGCUUGCAUCAAAAGUGUGACUUGGAACAACCGCACAGAGAUCUUGUUUGUUCCAGUGGAACUUGCGGUUGUCCCGCUAACUAUCACUUCAGUCCCAAAUCAAAGUUUUGUAUUUACACCGCAAAAGGUAAGAAGUAUUUUGCUUGUUCCAGAACAAUGAUUGACCAAAGAUUUGUUCCAGGAAUCGGCGAACAGUGUUCCACUGACGAGAACUGCGUGCAGCUUCCGUUCACAGAGUGUAACAAUAAUAAAUGCAUGUGUAAACCGAACUACUUUUCAUCAGAAGGUAAGUGCAAGAUUGGGUUGAAUGCUAAUUGUAACAGCACCAACCACUGUUCCGCGGUGGAACAUACCGAGUGUAGGAACUAUAAGUGCAAAUGCACGGAACUGUUCGUGGAACGGUCAACGGAACUUUGCGUUCCGGUGAGUUCUUUCGGCGGAGACUGCGAGGUCGUCGAACAAUGCACCAGUCAAACCUCGAAUGCGACUUGCGAGGCACCGACAGAUGGCGCGAACAAGGUGUGCCGAUGCGGAACCGGGCAGCACUAUCACGCCACCGGGUGCUUCUUAACUAGAACACUGGACGAACGAUGUGAUUCGGACAGCGAAUGCUUCGUUACUUCUAAGUACGACAGUGUUGCUUGUAUAGAGAACAAGUGCGUCUGCGUCGAAGGGUUUGAGAAGGUCAAUGGAACAUUCUGCGGUACGUGGCGCGGGCAGUGUUCUCGCCUCUGCACUGUUAGUUUUCCUCAUGGUGGUUGUCAAGUCUGCCGUCUAGGAACCAUUAUUCCAGGAACUGCUGGGAUGGCA
Molecule: messenger RNA, 2421 nt
Organism: Cotesia congregata
Lineage: Eukaryota; Metazoa; Arthropoda; Insecta; Hymenoptera; Braconidae
Source: the annotation of a GenBank genome assembly